CUCCCCUCCUCGGAUGAGAGGCUCAAUUCAGGAUAGCUUCAGAGUUUUAUUGUUCUUAAUAAGAUAAAAAGUUUUAUCCGUCGUGCGGAAUUUAUCAUACGAGAAUGGCUCGUGACGUUAAAGGACAGAGCUACAUUUGUGAAUUGUGAUGUUAUUGGCCAGGAAGUUAUGAAAAGCCGGUAGUGUAAGUGCAGCGAACAGUUUCGCUGGUCGGGGCUGCUCUCUUUGUCUGACACAGAGAGUAGUCAACGCGUGCUCUUUUGUUUGGGAUUUUGUCUUUGUUUUACAACAAACAGGCGAUCGUUGUUUUCGUUUAGGCCUCCCGAGGUUAAAAUAUUAGUUUAAAACAUGCAUCAUAUAAAGAAAUAUUUCACCGAGGGACUCAUUCAGUUUACGAUUCUACUGAGUUUGAUAGGAGUUCGCGUGGAUGUCGACACCUAUUUGAGCGGCUACUUCUCGCCUUUGAUAGAGACAGAUGGGGGACCGAGCUCGGCUUUUAUACAGACACCGUUUCACCACUACCGGGAUACCGCAGCGGGCCAUCAUGUGCACCCAAAAUGUCCCGAGCUGGACUAUUUUUUCACCAGCCGCAGGCUUCUUAAUGAAGUGCGAGCGCUCGGGUCCCCGGCCCGCUUCCCCACGCGUGUCAGCGCAUGGCUUGUGCACCUGGUACCUGACGAAGGGUCUGAUGGCGAUGAGCUACACGAGCUACCAGAGGACCCUGAUAAUCAGGAGGUAAAUACCGAAAAUCACCGGGAAGAGAAUGACCAUAGGGCUGGAGAGGGCUUCGGGCUGUCAUUAUCUCAGGAUUGCACCGUGUCGAGGCCUUGCUGCGCGUCUGGAGAACUUUCUAAAGAGGAAACCUUACUGAAUGAAGAGGAAGAGGAGGAUGUUAAAGAUGAGAAAAAGCAGGAACAAACCAAUCCUUCUUCUCUGAACCAGCUGACUCAGAGCUCAGCGCUAGAGCAAGAGGAUUUGGUGGUUAGUGGGUCCCUUCCUCCACCUCUUUCUGGUCUAGAGCUUCCUCCACGGUUGCAGGACUUUCUCUCUGACUUUGAAGAAUUUGACUCCAUAGUCCCCCAACACAUGUCAGACUUAGAAGCUGACCUUUCUAAUCCCAUCAGCUAUGAUGUAAGUCUUCAAGAUGCCAUGGUAACCAGGGGAGAUUCAGCUAACUGCAGGUCAGCAUCUUCCAGAGCACAACUCUUCCGUUUGGAAUCCACAAACUCCUCUCACUCAGACCCGCCUCACAGCUCAGCAGGGAUUCUCUCUUCUUCACUCUUCUGUUUGUCUGGGAACAGCUCUCGUAAUGAAACCUCCUCUUCUCAGUUGGGAGGCUAUCUAGAUGAGGCUGUUUUUGAGCACAUCAAUAUGUUGGAUCUAUGUAAUCUUGGAACGAUCGACCCUCAGAUGCUGGAUGACAUGCAAGGCGACAUGGACACUCAAUGGAUGGAGGAUUCAGACUCUGGUCUGUCCUUGGAGAGCAGUUCUAGGAGUGUCGCAUCCCCAUCUUCAUCGUCCGACUCAUUUGGUGAGGAUGAGAGCGGAGCUACAGGCUGUAGCAGUGAAGUAGAGUCUCUCUCUUCAAAAGGUGGAGCUUGUGCAGCUUCUUACUAUGAUUGGUCACCUGUAGACCUUCAUGAAAACAUCUGGCACGAUCACACUUAUUCAUCCACACAGGCACAUAAUUCCACAUCAUCUAAUUGGUUCACUGCUAUCAAACAGGAAGUGAUGAGUGAAGAUGAGGCUGAACCUGAAGAGAUGAGUCGUGAUGAACAUCGGGUGCAGGCGAUGGGUCUUCCAUUUUCAGCCUUUCAGAUUGUGAACAUGCCUGUAGAAAACUUCCUGGAGCUUCUAGACAGGCAGAACCUGUCCGGUUCAGAUGUUACACUUUUGCGCGAUGUGCGCAGAAGAGGUAAAAACAAGCUUGCAGCACAAAAUUGCCGCAAGAGGAAGCUGGAUGCAAUCGUGGGCCUGCAAGGUGAGGUUGAGAGCCUGAUGGUGCAGCGGGAUGCUCUCCUGCGUCAGAGGGACCACACAGCCAAGGCACUUUCUGCUGCUGCAGAACAAUUUGAAGCACUCUCGCGGACUAUGUUUAACCACAUCCGGGAUGAAUAUGGACAUCCGCUUAACGCUGAGCACUACACACUGCACUGCAGUGCCAACGGCCGGGUGAUGGUUCAGCCGCGCACAAACACAACAUCAAGGACAAUGAAAGGUAGCAAGACUGUGAAGAGAAAAAAGGACAAGAAACCCUAAAAGACUUUUUAAGUGUGUGUAUGCAUGCGUGUGGGUUUGCAAACAAAUAUUUUUGUUUUCUGAAAGGUGAGCUUUUAUCUUCGAGGUAAGAUGUUAUGGGACAUUUCUGGCUCUUCUUUUCUCCUAAAAGCCAUUCUGAACUCAAGUGGAGGGCAGAGAGAUUAGUAAAUAUUAGGGAUACACUGAUUUUUUUGGAGAGGGCUGAUACAGAUUCUAAUUGCCAAUUUUAAUGGCAACUUGGCAAGUUAUUUGAAUGUUUGUCAUUUAAAAUAGAUCACAAUAAAUUGCUGGUUUGGUUUUGAGCAUUUUCAUGCUCUAACAUUUUCAUAUUGAUGAGAAAUCAGCCAAUAAAAAUUAACAUCCCAUCAGUGCACCUUUACUAAAUAGUACACUUACAGCAUGGAAGAAGCUUUGUUUGCUUGCAGGAGAAAAUGUACUGAAAACACUGGAUGUUGUGUAUAGUAAGAGUGUGUAUAGAGAGAAUGUCUAAAAAGCACAUUUGAAGAUAAUAAAAAAUCAAAUCACUUUUCUUUAACUGUUCAUUUAAAUGGCAACCUACUAAGAUUGUUUCCAGAUGGUCACUGGAGGACCAUGUUAAAAAUGUGCGCUGCUGUUUGUUGCAGGGUGGAGCUUAAAUGGAUAGUUUGUCUAAAAUUGUUACUUGCACGCCUUCAUGUUGCUCCAAACCUUUAUGACAGUUUUUUUUUUGUUUUGAAAAUCUCUUACAAUGAAAUUCAGUAGGGGCCAGUGUUGUUUGGCUGUGUCACGCUUUUUGUGUUAAAAGGUUGGAAUGACAUGAGGCUGAGUAAAAACUUAGGGUAAAGUAUCCCUUUAACAAAUAACACCAUGGAAAUUACCUUACUUUAUUUGCAAAAAAAUAUUUAGAAUCAAAUACAGGCUGCAAAUGAAAUGGUCAAUAAUACACUAUUCUAUUAAUGUGCAUAUAUGACACAACUGUUCUGUUGUAAAUUACUGUCGCUUUCACUUACAUUUUGCGUUUAUGCACCUGCCUAACAACAACAAUUUGAAUGUGUUCCAAUAGCUUUUCCUGAAGGGUUUACAAAGUUGGAUUGCAUUUUUUUUUUUCGAUUUUAAUUUUCCUUUUAGUUAUUUUGGCGCAAAAUAAAUAUACAUAUUGAAGUGGUCAUCUAUGAUAUGAAGUCGCUGUAAAAGAAAAAAGUUGAGCUAAAGUGAAGCUAAUUAAACAUAAAUAAUUUGUGGUCUACCUCAUAGGACAGUUGUCAAACAUUAUUUGAAAAGGCUUGAUGAAUUCGCAGAUUAGUGUAAACGGUAAUACUGGGCCCAAACAAACAUGUUGUUUAUUUCUUUUAUUGCAGAGUGGUUUGAUUUUGUGUGAAAGCAGUUUUUUUAUUCUGUGUGUUUUUGAGCAAUUAUUUGUUUAUGUAUGUAUGUAUGUAUGUAUGUUUGUGUAAUGGGUUGGAAUAUUUUUACUUUUAAAUGGGAAUGUUCUAAAUCUGGCUCUUUUAUAUCUUUUGGAAUUAAUAAAGGAGGACUGUUGAACCUUU
Molecule: messenger RNA, 3785 nt
Organism: Danio aesculapii
Lineage: Eukaryota; Metazoa; Chordata; Actinopteri; Cypriniformes; Danionidae
Gene: nfe2l3
Product: nfe2 like bZIP transcription factor 3
Exons: 4
Coding region: 349-2259 (636 amino acids)
Biological process (GO): regulation of transcription by RNA polymerase II
Cellular component (GO): nucleus
Molecular function (GO): RNA polymerase II cis-regulatory region sequence-specific DNA binding; DNA-binding transcription factor activity, RNA polymerase II-specific
Source: RefSeq, a predicted model, not a curated record